AUGGGACUGGUUCGUUAUAGUCGUUGGGCUUCGCGCCUCAAAACAUUGAAUUCCCAAACCAAGCCGUUACUCUCCUCCUCCUCUUCCUCCUCCUUCUCCUCCGUCACCACAGCCGACAAUGAAAACCCAGGUCGACCCGGACCGCCUCCGAUCCGAGUCGCUCUCACCGAGUCAUUCGGUCGAGGCGUCUUCGCGACCCGGAAAAUCGAGACCGGUGAGCUCAUACACACGGCCAAACCCGUUCUCUCUCACCCUUCUCUGUCAACCAUCCACAAGGUCUGUUAUUUCUGCCUCAGAAAGCUGAAAACCACAGACAGCUCUCAAGCCCAACGUGUUUCGUUUUGCAGCGACGAAUGCCAACGAGAAGCAAAGGGGUUUCAUGAUAUGGAGAUGAGAGCAGAUUGGUCAGCUUAUGAUGACUAUUGCCGGUCUCGUGGUUUGAAAUAUCCAUUACUUGUGAAGCGGUUGGCUUGUAUGGCCAUGUCAAGAGCUGCAUCUGCCAACCUUCUUGACAUACUCCAACCUGCUAGCUUAUCUCCACAGAUGAUUGUAGAGAUGGAAGAGGGUUUUCGCUUGCUAAGGAGUGCCUUUGAAAACUCAAAUAUCAUUGGUGAACAGAUGUCAUUUUUAACUAAACAAUGGUACAUUGGUAUACUGGCACGGAUUCGCAUUAAUGCAUUUCGAAUAGAGUUGGUCGGUGCAUUGUAUGAUGAUCUCCUGUCAUCAUUAGCAGCCUCUAUAGAAUCUGAAGCUGCUGUUGGGAAUGCUGUUUAUAUGCUCCCAUCCUUCUAUAAUCAUGAUUGCGAUCCAAAUAGCCACAUUAUAUGGAUAGAGAAUGCAGAUGCAAGAUUGAAGGCCCUUCGUGAUGUGGAUGAAGAAAUCAUUGGAGUUGAGGAUGAUGUGCUGAUCUUGAUGGGUGACAUUGCACCUUAA
Molecule: messenger RNA, 933 nt
Organism: Prunus armeniaca (apricot)
Lineage: Eukaryota; Viridiplantae; Streptophyta; Magnoliopsida; Rosales; Rosaceae
Source: the annotation of a GenBank genome assembly